GACUGGCUGGCGUGCUGGAUGGGGACGGAUGUUGCACUCUGGCGCUGUGGAUCCUUUGACGGGGUCGGCUUGGACUUGGCCAACUGGGACGUCAGCGAUGGGAAAUAUCAACAGGGGGUUACACACACCCUGCAAAACGCUGGUCUCUUGUCGCAGCAAAAAAGAAGCAAAGUUUUCGGUAAGUGGUGGCUAGAGUGGUGGCGAAGUGGUAUGUGACAAUAUAUCCUUCAGGUGAUAUGCGAAGUUCUCUUGGAGAAGGGCGUUCCUCGCCUCAAAUUGCUGUCGUUCGUUCGUUGAACACUCCCGGGACGCAAGGUGUGCAGAAAGGAAUCCGUGGGGAUCCCGGCUCAUUUCAUCACAAGGGUUACAGUUCAAUACAUCCUAGGUUGGUACCAGCGUCCUGCACACCGUCCGGGGUACAGUGCGAGGAUCUGCGCGCUUCAUUUCCUCGCGUGGCCGCUGUCUUUGGGGGACCCUGGUGCGGCUGGCUCACCCACCCACCGCUGACCUGCACACAACCGACCAGAUGCGAGGAUGCGGGCGAUAUUGAGGGGUGGGGGUGGUUCAAACCCUUUAACCCUUGUUUCCAUGUGGUAAUUACCAACACAACUCGGAUCAAGGGCACGUCAGGCAAGCGGGCAGGGUCAACGAUGCACAGGUCCACCGCCAUUUGUCUUCACUCGCAGCUCGUUCCGCGGCUCUCUUCUCGAGUGCCUUCUCCCCCGUGCGCAGAAAGACGGCAGGCGAAAAGAAAACGUUGGAUGCAGGCGAGCCAACUUCGUCUGAAAAAGCUGGGGGCCAGCAGUGACCAGUCGGAUCUCGAUCGGGAGGACGAGAGCAGAUCGGCAGGUCGGGCCGCACAGGUAACGAACGGGAGAAGUUGUCAUUCACAUUUGGUUACCCCAGCCGCCCGAAAGUUACAGAACGCGUCUCCUUCCCGGUUGAGAAAUCGAGUGAGAACAGGCGAGGUACGGUUGAUUUAAAGUUUAGACGUCGGCGAAUGCGGCGAGACUAAAAAUCAGCGCUGGCGCUUGAGGUUGGGGCUUGGGAUCCGAGAAAAUCUGGGGAGUUUGGCCGAACUGGA
Chaetomium fimeti is the source of this 1084-nucleotide messenger RNA. RefSeq lists its product as uncharacterized. The record is from RefSeq and is a predicted model, not a curated record. Bases 237 to 983 code for a protein of 248 amino acids. The transcript has a single exon. Lineage: Eukaryota; Fungi; Ascomycota; Sordariomycetes; Sordariales; Chaetomiaceae.